AUGGCUUCAACAGAGCAUCAUACCAGCCCUGAAGAGCAUGCAUCUUUUCUCGCUCAUCGAGAACUCGAGCAAGCCGCUGACAAUGCCAAUACGACAGAGAACGGUCCUAGUCGACCACCACAGCAAACCAUCUCAUUACGAUAUCGCAAGCGCAAUAUUUACCUCCUCAUCUUCUAUGCCCUCCUACUGGUAAUCCCGUGGGUCCUUACUUGCGUGCUCGCGGGCCCACCAGCGCGAAAAGGAGGAAGUGGGCAGCCCUAUUUCCCUCAGUCAGGGUUAUCAGCUCAUGGAAUAUACUCGAUGUUGAGCUGGGUGGCUGCGGUGCGAACCCUCAAUUCUAUCGCCGGUGUGAUCACCAUUCCAGUUAUAUCUGCACUCCUGGCACAGGCAGCGGUGGUGUACACGCAAAAGCGCAAGAUCAACCAAACGCUCAAUUUGCGUCAGACCUUUGUCCUGGCGGAUCGCCGGUGGUCAGAUCCAACAGUCAUUGUGGAAGCAUUUAGGAGCACGGGAAGUGGGAUUUCAAGUCGUUUCUUAUGGCUAGGAAUGGCCUUAGUCUUGCUCAGCGCCGCUCAACACCCAAUCCAGCAGCUCCUCGUGUCUUGGGAGUCGGUCCCCGUAAUGACUUGCCUUGACGACCCCUCUGGGUCAUGUGGGUGGACGGCCCCCGUCGUGGUUGGUUAUGAUCCUGAACCAGCGGACCUUGCCACGAUCCGCCAGAACCGGGUCGUCCAAGAAGUCAUGUCUAGCUUGGCUAUAUUCAACGAACUAGAUUUUGAGACACACAUGUGGCCUGAUCCAUCGUACUUGUCCGACGAACGAAACAGAAGCGGCGAUCCACCGUUCAGACAGACAUUGCGGUACUGGACAGACAAAAGGUCAGAUCCCCUCUUCACACCGACGGACAAAUCAGCAAACUUCUUCGUUACUGCGCUCCAGAAUGGGACGGCGACGGGGGUCCUCCGGGAGCAUGCCAUUCGGCUCAAUUCGUCUGCAGUGUGCGAGAAGAUUCCACCGGCCGAAUUCCCUUCGACCUGUCUCAGGAAACGGCCCUUUAAGACCUCGUUUUCCCACCCUCUACUAGACAUCCGGGUGUGCGUUCCAGGAGAGUACGGGGUAUUUCCCUGGACGUUAAGUCGCCAUCGGCAAGACAUCAACGAGCAUUUGUUCUUAGACGUAGUCGACCGGAGAAAUGUAGGACUCUCUCUCUCCAUUGCGAAUUUCACGCUUCAUUGCACCGCAUCAACCACACGGGGCUAUUUCGAGCUAGGAAACUACAUGAACUCCCAAGUAUAUGGCCCACUGAUAGAUAGAUGGCCAGAUGCCGAGACAAUGGUGGAGAAUUUCAACGACGAAUUAAGCCUAGCCGCGGGCAACGGUGGUGGGCCCCCAACCGAACAGGAUGAGACAGACGGCUACCAUUACUACAACUUAAACUUUUGGACAAGAGAGCCCGCCGACCCAUACGGGACAUAUAUGCUAAAUAUGCCCGGUCCUCUCAUGACAUCAGCCAUCGCCCUCUUCGGCAACCAAUCCUUUUUCGAGGUUGCUGCGAAUUCCACCAACAAGACCUUCCCGCCAGCAAUACAGCAGAUCUGCCAGCAAGGCCGGAUUCCCUUCUCCAAUCUAGCCAUCGCAAUAUUCGGGGACUUCCAGGGUGACUGUUACGCCAUCGCUGCCGACAACAAUCGAUUGUCGUGGGGUUCCCCCGAUCCCCAGGAAUGGCUGGCGGCUUUCCUUGGGAACUGGUUUUAUUCGUUUAACAAUACGAAUGAUGCAGAGUUGGCUCUGCUUGCCAGCAUGUACGUCUCCAACAGAGCCAUGCUAACCCAAACUGUGACAGGAUCUUUUGCCUUCUCGGCGCGUCAGAUCAAGUUUGGUGGUGGGAUGCUAGUGCCUUUGCCUCAAAAGACUCUUGCGGGUACGGUGGUUGUUACCAUCCUGAUCUUUCUGCAGCUUCUGGGGCUUCUUGCCUUGACAUAUUAUAUCUACCAGCUGCCUACGUGGACGCAUGCCCUGGACGCCGUGGCAGUUGCUCGGAUGAGUAUCGGACUGAAUGAUCCUGUGAUGCGCGAAUUAGCUCACGGAGGGGAGAUAGAUCAGGCCAAAUUAAAAAAAAUUGACGGCUUGGUGGGCUUGGACAAUGAUAUGGCUAACGUGGUACUGGGUGGUCCUGAAGUGAUUACCCGGAGACAUGCAAUGAAACCGAAGAAGAAAGCGGAUGGAGAGUAA
Molecule: messenger RNA, 2232 nt
Organism: Penicillium robsamsonii
Lineage: Eukaryota; Fungi; Ascomycota; Eurotiomycetes; Eurotiales; Aspergillaceae
Exons: 3
Coding region: 1-2232 (743 amino acids)
Source: RefSeq, a predicted model, not a curated record